AUGCCAGCAGACACUGCAGCAACAGUGCGAACAUGGCGGAGCUUCUCCGGCGAAGUGGAAGUUCAGUUCGAGGAAUCCUUCGGCGGCUUUUCAAUCACAGGCUUCGUGGUUUGGGAGGCAGCACAUCAGUUGAGUAAUUUUCUGUGCUCACACAAACUGCUGGUGGAGGGUCAGCGGGUCUUGGAACUGGGCGCUGGUUGUGGCCUCGUCUCUGCUGUGUCAGCUAGCCUGGGUGCAGAGGUGACCGCAACGGAUCGAGCAGACAUUGUGCCCAGAUUGAGAUGCACAGCACAGCUUGGGAAGCCGGCCCAGCGAUUCGAGGUAGCCCAGCUUGACUGGCACGCGGAUCCACCUUGGCCUGCUGGACACUUCGAUUUGAUCUUGGGCUCUGACAUUACAUAUGGUAGCCACUGCCAUGACGACUUGCUUCCGCUUUUGUGGCGUUUGAUGGUCGGUUCCAAGACGUCAGCCUUGCUUACACACGGAGUGCGGAGUCCGGAACAAACAGCGCUUCUGUGGCAUCAGAUCCUCAAGGACUGGCCAGGUACAUGUUGGCUUCUGCAUGAUUACGAAGUGUUGGAAAGAUGUCACGUGCAGCAUAAGCACGACAGUGAUCUACCCGACAAGUGCAUAACGUUUGUGCUCGGUGCCACGCGACCUGCCGGUGGAACUCUGCUUGGUGCCGCAUACGAAACUUUCCUUAUGGUGAGUCAGGAGAGGCCAUUAGUUUGUCCCCAACCGGAGCCCGAAUUACUCGGCGAAGGCAUUCUUGGACCCGCCUUGUUGGCCUGA
Messenger RNA from Symbiodinium necroappetens, 792 nucleotides. The record is from the annotation of a GenBank genome assembly. NCBI's taxonomy places the organism in Eukaryota, Dinophyceae, Suessiales, Symbiodiniaceae.